UUAGCUGGAUUGUGAAGACUGAGUGUGGUGUUGGCAUUAUCAAUGAAGACUGUUCGUCUUUCACUUCGGACAUGCAUUGCUUUAAUUGCUGCAGUUGUGGCCUUGUGGAUGAUUUUUCGCUACAUGAAGAGAAAUUCAACACAUGUACAUGUACAUCUAGCAUCUUCUUCUUCUUUGACAACGGAUGGUCGUCAUUUCAGACUAGACGGAAAACCAUUUCGUAUAUUAAGCGGCGCAAUCCACUAUUUUCGUGUUUUACCGGAGUAUUGGGAGGACAGAUUGUGGAAGUUGAAGGCGAUGGGUCUCAACACUGUGGAAACGUAUGUUGCUUGGAAUAUUCAUGAACAAGAACCAGGAAGGUUUGACUUUAAAACUGGUAUGAGAGAUAUUACAAAAUUUAUCCGGACAGCUCAGUCACUUGGUUUGCAUGUUGUUAUCCGUCCUGGACCAUACAUUUGUGCAGAGUGGGACAUGGGUGGUUUGCCAGCUUGGCUGUUACGAGAUCCUGACAUGAAGCUGCGUACCUUGUACAGAGGGUUUACUGAGGCUGUUGACCGCUACUUUGAUCAUCUGAUACCUCUCUUUGUUCCUUUGCAACGAGUGAAUGGUGGACCAGUAAUUGCCGUACAAGUAGAGAACGAGUACGGCAGCUAUGGGGAGGACAAUGCUUAUAUGAUGUAUGUCAAGGAUGCACUGGUGUCUCGAGGGAUUGAAGAAAUGUUGUUUACAUCUGAUGGAGGAGGGGUGAAGCCAUGGGGAGAGUUGCUACAGACAGUGAAUUUCCAGAAAAAUAUGUCAAAUAUUGAUAAACUGUUAAAAGUUCAGCCAAACAAACCUGUCACUGUUAUGGAGUUUUGGUCUGGUUGGUUUGAUCACUGGGGAGAGAAACAUUCUGUAUUGACAGUGUCGAAGGCUUUGGAAAGGAUUGGACAUAUUUUGUCGGUUGGUGGUUCGAUUAAUCUCUACAUGUUUCAUGGAGGAACGAACUUUGGUUUCAUGAAUGGAGCUAAUGAUGGAAAAUAUCAUAACCUUACAUACUCACCAACUGUUACUAGCUAUGAUUAUGACUCUCCAUUGUCAGAAGCAGGCGAUGUGACUGAGAAAUAUGUGAAACUAAGGAAAUUGAUACUUAACCAUGAGCCAACACUGUCAUUACCUGAAACACCAAAUUUUGUGCAGAAGAUGGCAUACAAGCCUGUUAAAAUGGACCAACAUGUGGAGCUGAUUGAUAUUGCCAAGUUGACAGUUGCCACAAUCCGUGACAAACCGAUCAGUAUGGAAAGACUUCCAAUUCAUAACUCGGCAGGGCAAGCGUAUGGCUUUACGCUGUAUGAAACGAAUGUUGCAGAGAAGGGUCGAAAGUUAAAAAUAUCUGGUGUGAAAGACAGAGGAAUUAUAUUGGUCGAUGGAGUACCAGUGGCAACAGCAGAACUAGGGAAACAUACAACUGAGAUUGAUCUUGUUCUCUCUUCUCACAGUACAGGCUUCCAGCUGAGUGUUCUUGUAGAGAACUGUGGCAGAGUGAAUUUUGGGCGUCCACCUUGGUUUGAGUCAAAAGGACUUGUCGGUGAGGUUUUUGUUGAUGAGAAAAAGCUAACUCAAUGGUCCAUAUUUCCACUUGAAUUUGAUAGUCAGUUCCUGGAGAUGAUUGCAAUGAAAUCAGAUGUGUGGAAAGUGACACCAGCUCCAAAAAAUUCGGGACCCAUUAUGUACACAGGAACUCUUACAAUACCAUCGAACAUCAAGCCGAAAGAUACUUUUAUUAAUUUACAAGGUUGGGUAAAAGGAGUUGUGUUUGUGAAUGGCUUUAAUCUUGGACGAUACUGGAAUAUUGGUCCACAGCUGACUCUCUAUCUUCCAGCACCUCUUUUGAAGCAAGGAAAAAAUAUGCUGAUGAUUUUUGAAUUACACGCAGCGUCUUCUGAUUUAAUGGUGAAAUUUACAGUUUUACCACAGCUUGGAGAUAGAAAGGAAAGAUAUUGAACUUUAAGACUUACUGUAUUGUGGUGGUUAUUUCUGUUGGUUUCAUGGUGUGUUUGAUGUCCAUGUUUUCUGAGUUGUAAGUAAAUUGCUGUACAUGUUGUAGACUAGACAAGUUUACUGGAAUAUGAACUUGUCAACGCUAAAUCUGGUUUUAGUUGUGAUUUCCAUUCUCGCAUUUCAAUUUCUUACUGUAAUACAGAACUUGUUAGUUGGCGUUAUGAUAAAUACCUUUAUUCUGUACAAAGUCAACGUGUACUGUAAUACAGUAUA
Molecule: messenger RNA, 2253 nt
Organism: Corticium candelabrum
Lineage: Eukaryota; Metazoa; Porifera; Homoscleromorpha; Homosclerophorida; Plakinidae
Product: beta-galactosidase-1-like protein 2
Exons: 2
Coding region: 43-1983 (646 amino acids)
Biological process (GO): carbohydrate metabolic process
Cellular component (GO): vacuole
Molecular function (GO): beta-galactosidase activity
Source: RefSeq, a predicted model, not a curated record